GCGUUUCCUAACUUUAUUUCAAGUAGUUGUGCAAUCCGUAUUAUUAUAAAUACGGAUUUCACAAUCAACAGAAUAGUUGCUGCGACACUUUCGGCCAGGAAGGUGGUCGAAAAUUCAUCAUUCGUUUUUGUCUCUAGUGGAUGGAAUCUGAGCUCUUCGACUAUGAACACGCUUCAUCAGGUGCCGCCUCUUUCUAUCCCGCUCAAUGUUCCUCUCUUAAGAAAGGGGGGUAUGUAAUUAUCAAGAAACGGCCUUGCAAAGUUGUCGAAUUGUCGACUUCUAAGCCAGGAAAACAUGGUCAUGCUAAGGUAAAUUACGUUGGUUUGGACGUUUUUACAGGACGAAAGUAUACUGAUUGUGCACCAUCUAGCAGUAACGUACAUGUUCCUAAUGUGAAAAAGGGGAACGCUCAGUUGAUCGGUAUUGGAGAAGACGAUUUCGCCCACCUGCUGAUCAGCGGCCGAACGAAGGAUGACAUCCGCGUACCAGAUGGUAGUCUUGGUGACGAUGUUCGCGCCAUUUUUGACCAGGAUGGAGAAGCCCUGGUAACUAUAUUAUCUGCGUGUGAUGAAGAAGCAAUCGUUGCCGUGAAAGCGUGUCCACCAAGCUACGGAUCGGGUUGAAAGACGUCCACCAGAGAAAGCAUCGAGAUUGGUUGAGUCUACCAUGUCAUUGGAUCUCAUGCCACCGAUUGCUAUUUUUAUUGUUACAUUGAAAAAAUGAUUUUAUAAUGAAUACAAAUAACAUAUUUUUAUUACAUUUAAUUAUUAUUUCAUUUGUAACGUACAAAAUAUCAUUAAUAUAAUAAUCAUCAACAACAGCGUCAUCGUCAUCAUCAUAAUCGUCAUCAUGAACAUGAUCAUAGUCAUCACACUCAUCAUCAUCAUCAUCAUAAUCAUCAUUCACACCCCACCAACAAAACAACAUAAUUAUUGUAUCAUCUUCAAUAUUCUCAUCGUCGUUUUACUUAUUAUCUUAAAGGAAUGCAUGAUAAAAUAAUAUAGUUAGCGUUAGCAUGAUUUUGAAGUACAUACAUUAAACAUUAGUAUACUAUUUGAUUCAAUUUCUCUAAGAAGCUCUACUACUUUGACAUAUACCUGCACAUAUUUUCUAUCUUUGUGUCAUUAUCCCAUUUGAAACUACGGACCAUCGUCUUAACGAUUGUAUUCAUCUUCACUGUCAAUUCUCUAAUAGUGUCUCUGUGAUCACCCACUUUUUUCCAUGAUUAAAAACACACUUUUUCUCUGGUCCCACAUCUUAAGCCCUAUAAAAAAUAACAUUUUAUUUGAAAAAAGUGGCGUAUCUAGAAUCUUUAAAUAGGGGUGCUGAUGGGGGGGGGGGUCGAUGAUCAGUUGUCACGGGCGCUAAUUCGGAAAAUAAUGUGAUUUUAAACUACUUAACCGUGAUCUUUGUGGGGGGGGGGGGACGCGUAUUUUUUGUAAGGGCGUGCGCCCCCCUCCCCCACGCACACUCCUAGAUAAGCCACUGUUUGACAAAAACAUUUGGCUUCUAAAUAUGAUGACAUCACAUCAUGACCAUAUACAGGCACAUCAUCACCAUAUAUAGGCACAUAAUGACUAUAUAUGGGAUGCAAUAGUUGGUCUAGAAUAUUUGAUAGUCUGGACAGAGCUUUCAAUACGUCAUUGUUUAUGUCUUAUUAAUAGGUCCAUGGUUUAUGAUGUGAUGUUUCUGAUAUAUUUUGUUAUGCGUUUAUACUGCUCAAUAAUAUUGAAUAAUUCAUCCUUACCGGUUAGGGUAUAUCAUCAAUUUUAUAUCAUUAAAGAUUGAAGAUUAAAAUUUG
This is a messenger RNA of Anneissia japonica, 1801 nucleotides long. RefSeq names its product eukaryotic translation initiation factor 5A-1-like. The transcript is spliced from 5 exons. Gene Ontology annotation, biological process: positive regulation of translational elongation; positive regulation of translational termination. Gene Ontology annotation, molecular function: RNA binding; ribosome binding; translation elongation factor activity. The record is from RefSeq and is a predicted model, not a curated record. Lineage: Eukaryota; Metazoa; Echinodermata; Crinoidea; Comatulida; Comatulidae. Bases 141 to 623 code for a protein of 160 amino acids.